This is a messenger RNA of Acanthosepion pharaonis, 1113 nucleotides long. The record is from the annotation of a GenBank genome assembly. Lineage: Eukaryota; Metazoa; Mollusca; Cephalopoda; Sepiida; Sepiidae.
AUGAUCUUCAUUAUCUCCCCUUUAUUUCUUUCAUUAACUAUUUUGACUCUCAUUCCUUUCUUUCUUAUUUUCAUUCAUUUUACUUUUUAUUAUUUCUUCUUCAAUUUUAUUAUUCUUCCUGCUUUUGUCGCAUUUAUUUUGUUUCAAACAUUAUUGUCCUUUUCUUCGACUUAUUUUUUCUUCUUUAUUUCAUCUUUUUUCAUUCUUUUUCUGACAUUCCAGGUGUUGCUUUCUUUCUUUCUUUAUUUUUUAUUUCAUCUUUGCCUUUAUCUUUUUUUUUUUUACUUUUUUUUUUUUUUUUUUUCAUCAUUUUCUGACAUUCAUCUUUCCUUUUUUUUUCCACUUUUCUUUUCUUUUUCUUUUCUUUCUUUUUUUUCGACAUUCCUUUCUUUUUUCCGACAUUCCAAGUGUUUCUUUCUUUCUUUCUUUCUUUCUUUCUUUCUUUCUUUCUUUCUUUCUUUCAUCAUUUGGCUUCAUCUUCCUUUUCAUUUAUUUAUUUAUUUAUUUAUUUCAUCAUUUGCCUUUAUCUUCCUUUACUUUUCCACUUAUUUUUUCUUCUUUUUUUUUUCUUCUUUUUCUGACAUUCCAGGUGUUGCUUUCUUUCUUUCUUUCUUUCUUUUUUUUCUUUCUUUCUUUCUUUCAUCAUUUGCCUUCAUCUUCCUUUUCUUUUCCACUUUCUUUUUUCUUCUUUCUUUUUCUGACAUUCCCAGUGUUUCUUUCUUUCUUUCUUUCUUUCUUUCUUUCUUUCUUUCUUUCUUUCAUCUUUUGCCUUUAUUUUCCUUUUCUUUUCCACUUAUUUUUUUCUUCUUCCUUUUUCUGACAUUCGCAUUAUUGCUUUCUUCUCUUCUUUUUAAUUCUUCCUUUCAUCAAUUGCGUUUAUCGUCCACUUACUCUUCUUUCUAUUUCAUUUUUCUUUCUUUUUGCUUUUCAUUCUUUCUUUUUCCUUAUCGUUUCUCUUUUCCUAUUUCUUUCUUUUUCUCCUACUUUAUCUCUUUUCCAAAUUUACUUCUCUCCUUGUCUAUUACAAAGGGUAGUGUAGAUUUUUAUCUACAAAUUUGUUUUUUUCGGCCCUUCUCCAAAUAUAUUAACCGAACCUCUUGUUUUGAUUGGUAG